GGCAGUGAGCAUCAGUGGCUGUUUUUUGGCGCAAACCGGAAGUCGUCAUAACUGUCCACCUUAAAAAAAUAAAUAAUAAUAAGUUUAAUACAGCUGCUGUUCAAAUGCUGGAAUAACUUUUAUCGACAAAACGAGUCGUUAAUUAUUUUUAAAAAAUUCAUUUAAACAUUUAAAACAAUAAUUAACAUUUCACGCGGCGGCUUCAGUCAGCGCGAGACGAGCGCGAGGAAGAAAGUUAGCUGCUGCUAACCGUUAGCCGCUACAUUCGUGAAUUAAAUCUAAUAAAUUUAACAUUUAAUAAUAACUGCUGACCGAGUUUUUACGGAUUUAACUUCUCGCUUUACUUAAUGGAUGAGCACAAGGAGAAUAUCCACGCCGAGGACGUCAACGUGAAGAUGUCCAACACGAGAGAGGAGGUCGGUGUUAGCACUGAGGCGAAGCCCUGCAGCAGAAUCUGUCCCGCGGGAGAACCGGAUCCUCAGGGAUCUCCUCCUCAGUCGAACAGCGACUUCAGUCACCCGGUGUACAAAGAGAUCGCUCUGGCUAACGGACACAUCAACCGCAUGUCCAAGGACGAGCUCCGGAUCAAGCUGGCAGAGCUGCAUCUUGACACGAGAGGCGUGAAGGACGUGAUGAAGAAGAGGUUGAAGAGCCACUAUAAGAAGCAGAAGCUGAUGCAGUCGGCCGCCGAGGGAGGUCCCACCGACACCUACUACCACUACAUCUGCGUGGUGGACUUUGAAGCGACGUGCGAGGAGGACAAUCCUUCAGACUUCCAUCAUGAAAUCAUCGAGUUCCCCAUGGUUCUCAUCAACACGCACACUUUAGAAAUCGUGGACUCCUUUCAGGAAUACGUCAAGCCCGAGUUGAACCCGCAGCUUUCAGACUUCUGCGUGAAGUUAACGGGGAUAACACAGAAAAUGGUGGACGAAGCGGAUCCGUUCCCAGACGUCCUUCAGCGAGUCGUCGCUUGGCUUCAGGAGAGGGAGCUCGGGACCAAGUACAAAUACGCCAUUCUAACCGACGGGGCCUGGGAUAUGAGCAAGUUCCUCAACAUCCAGUGUCGGCUCAGCCGGAUCAGAUAUCCUCAGUUUGCAAAGAAGUGGAUCAAUAUAAGAAAAUCGUACGGAAACUUCUACAAGGUUUGUGUUUUUAAUAGUUCUGUGAAGUCUGUUGUUCUUCUUUAUUAUAGUCGGCUGGUUGAAGUGAUGUAACGAUGCUCGUCGGCU
Larimichthys crocea (large yellow croaker) is the source of this 1229-nucleotide messenger RNA. RefSeq names its product exoribonuclease 1 (gene eri1). NCBI's taxonomy places the organism in Eukaryota, Metazoa, Chordata, Actinopteri, Sciaenidae. Gene Ontology annotation, molecular function: 3'-5'-RNA exonuclease activity; nucleic acid binding. Gene Ontology annotation, cellular component: cytoplasm; nucleolus. The coding region runs from base 348 to 1214 and encodes 288 amino acids. The transcript is spliced from 6 exons. The record is from RefSeq and is a predicted model, not a curated record.